UUAGCAAGAAAAUCCUUUGAGGUGGCGAUAGCUAGCUCCACUAACAUUAUACUGAAGAUGUAAACCUAUUAUUUUUUAAUUGGCCAAUUUAUUGUAGCAAGUUUUAUCUAACUGCAAAUGCCUUUUGGGGAAUUACACAAUGUUGCCCGUGCCUUGUUGGGGUUGUAUUCGUCCGUUCAUGUAACGUUAGCUAGCUUGUUUUUAGACGUAGCCUCCUCCUAUUAGCUGAAGUAACAACGUUAGCAUCCUUAGCCACUUCCAGCUUUCCUUUACUAAGGGUGUUUAUCUGCCGUCGAGAAGAGAUGUCACAUCCCCCUCUAAACUGUUCCCAGCGAGGCGAGGACGUGGAGACGAGGAUGAGAGACGAGGGCUUGAGCCUAUAAAACGGAGACAAGGGAGGAUGAUUUCACGAUACAACAGAAGACCUGUAUCCCACAAACUUGAGAUUCGCGGGUUGUCUCGCAGCAGCCUGGACCACCACCCACUCCCAGAGGAAGCAGACGAUAACCAGACGCCUCAGCGAUACCUCCAUGACCUCCAGGAAGCUGUCUCCGCUCACAACAGCUCAGAGACGUCGGCUGCCUCGGGACACUCUGACUGUCCCACCGUCAUCUCAGUAGACUCCAACCAGUCGUGGUCAGCCAUCCACAGCUCCACAGACACUGGCAUCUCCACAGAGAGGAGCUCUGUUUUCUCCUGGGGCUAUGAUGAGUUCGACAAGGCGGCGUCACGGCAGGUGCAGCAGAUGUUUGAGGAGAUCGACAAAGAGCUGUACGAGGGGAGAGGCAGCGGGGGGGGGAUACUCCAGGGGCUGCAGGAAGAAUGUCAGCAGUGGGCCACACGGUUCCCACAUCUUCGGAUCCUGGGGUCUCAGCUGAUGUGUCCCAGUGAUGAGGGCUUCCAGUGGUACGCUGUUUCAGGGAAAGGCAGCUCCGCCAGCAGCACAUCAGUCGGCAAAGAGAGCGGUGUGAAGUCCCAGGAGAAAGACAAGAGUGGCGCAGAGUUGAAUGUGCAGGGCAGGAGAGCGGCGCUGGUCACGUCCUCUGCACAGCUGGACGAGCCUCCUGGCGCCUCCAGAUGUCACGAUAAGCCCAGAGUGAUUGAGGUGGAGGGUCUGAUGGAGGAAUAUCUGGCUUUUGAUAGCAGGGACUUAGAGGACGAGUGGGAGAAGGAUUUUUCCGAGUCAGCUCGAAGGCAUCACACUCUACCCCCUGUCUCUCCUUACCGGUGUCGCCGUCAGGCCGUGCUCGACCUGCUGUUCGAUGAUGUGUGGCAGGAGCUGGUUGGCUGGAUGAAAGAGCUGGUUCAGCGUCACUGGGAAUGCUGCACUUCAAAUGAUGAAAUUAUUUCCGGGAGGUUAAGCCCUGUGCAGCCAGACUCCCUGAAUCCCUUCAUGCUGCUCUCCAUGCUGCCCACGAUGCUGCCCAAACUGGGUCAGAGCAGGGUGCCCCCGCUCACAGCUGGCCUGCAGUACCAGAACACAAAGUCAAGGGGCUCAAAGCACAUGUCCAGACGAAAAUCCAAAAAGCAGAAAAGGCCCUCCGCUCCUGGGAGGGUAGCGGUAGGAGCAGCAGUGACCCAGCACAACCUGAAUGACCUCAUCGUGAUCCACAGCAUCCCACUGCAGCAGAGGAACCUCAGUGUGCUGGAGAGAAACCAGGAGCCAGAGGAGCGGGCCCCUCACAGACCGGGCUCCAGCGUGGUCCCCUCCAGCAAACCUCGCCUCCGCCGGGCCCUGGAGCAGAGCUCGUCCUCGCUGUCCCGCCCGGCACAGUCUGCCCGGCGCAGAAACCCUCCCCCCCGAACCCUCCUGCCGCUGGUUCCCAGCCUGAGUCAGUCGUGCGCGGCCGGAUCCAUGGAUGAGGUCAUCCGCGGGACACGACUACCCACAGCCAGCGACCGCCUGACCUCCCCGCUGCUUACCCCUCUCAGCAGGAACACACUUCUUCCCCCCAUCAGCACAGGAGAACCUGAGUCUUCUCACUCAGGGCAGCAGUCCAAACAUGCACAGCGUCAGAAAGGCCUAGCCAGCCGCGCCCACAGUGCUAUAAAUGACGAAGCUGGCAGUUCAAUACCGAGGGAUCGUCACCACCUGCUGGACGUCUUCUCUCGCCCCAACACCACUCACACUUACAGGUCGGAUACUCCAUACCGGCGUUCCUUCACAGUAUUGGACAAUAUCGGGCAGGGGCGGACAGGCAGAGCUUCUGUGGCCACAGGUCAGAAAUACUCACUUGGAAUCGGCGUGACCGGCGUCAGUCUUGGCAUCAGCAGCUCAUCUUUCUUGGACUCGUUUUCCCACCACCCCUUGGGGCACUUGCCCAUCAAAGACGAAGAGGAGCCAGACCAGCAAGCCCCCGUCCCAGCGCCUCUGAUGCCUGUGUCCGUCCCGCCUCGGUCUUACACCAGGGGGGGCGUCUCAUCCCGAGCCAGCAGACCCGGUUUGUAGUUCGCCUCCAGACCCUUCAGCCAUGGAUCUUUAUUCAACACUCGGUGACCACUAAACUUUUUUUACAGAAGUAGCAGAAUUUUUAUUUCACAUAAUGCUGCUUGAUUAAGUUUUUGUUAAGAGGCCUAUUUUUGUAUUUCAGGAAUCAGCUUAUGUGGCUGCCAAACACACCGUAACAUCGUAUUGUACAGUAUGAGGCGUAUGCGUGGAUAUUUGUAUGUAUGAUCUGAAUGUGUAUAUAUUUAUUUAAAUGUGAAUGUUGAGUUAA
Molecule: messenger RNA, 2717 nt
Organism: Trematomus bernacchii (emerald rockcod)
Lineage: Eukaryota; Metazoa; Chordata; Actinopteri; Perciformes; Nototheniidae
Gene: fam149b1
Product: family with sequence similarity 149 member B1
Exons: 16
Coding region: 401-2449 (682 amino acids)
Biological process (GO): cilium assembly; protein localization to cilium
Source: RefSeq, a predicted model, not a curated record